Messenger RNA from Alternaria atra, 3537 nucleotides. RefSeq lists its product as uncharacterized. Lineage: Eukaryota; Fungi; Ascomycota; Dothideomycetes; Pleosporales; Pleosporaceae. The record is from RefSeq and is a predicted model, not a curated record. The coding region runs from base 1 to 3537 and encodes 1178 amino acids. The transcript is spliced from 5 exons. Gene Ontology annotation, molecular function: oxidoreductase activity, acting on CH-OH group of donors; flavin adenine dinucleotide binding.
AUGAAACCUGAAUACGAUGUAGUGGUCAUUGGUUCAGGAUAUGGCGGUGGUGUUGCAGCAUCGCGCAUGGCAAGAGCUGGAAAAAGCGUUUGUGUACUAGAACGUGGAGAUGAGAUGUGGCCAGGGCAGUAUCCUCAUACGUUCAAAGAAGCCAUGCGAGAGUAUGGUGUGAGUGGAGGAACAUCUGGUAAAUCGAUCAAUAUAGGAAAGGCGGCAGGGCUUUACCAUACUGUCAAGGGUGAAGGACAAGAUGUCUUCCUAGGUUGCGGCCUGGGAGGGACGAGCUUGAUCAACGCCGGGGUGUUUCUAGAGCCGGAUGAGAGGUUGCUGAAAGCAGCAGAGUGGCCGAAGGAGAUUAGAGAAGAUACCGAGAGCCUUAAGAAGUACUAUGCAAGAGCUGAGCGCAUGCUCCAGCCAACAAGUUUUCCAUCACAUUAUCUGACACCGCGCAAACUGGCCGUCUUUGAAAAACAAGUCAGAGAUCUCGGCUUACUUGAUAGCUUUUACUACCCUCCCCUGACAACAACCUUCCGCCCCAGUAUCAACCGAGCUGGUAUACACAUGCGUGAAAGCACAGGUUCUGGCAAUGAGUCCACAGGUGCCAACGAUGGUUCCAAGAACUCAGUACUCGUGACGUACCUAACUGAUGCUUGGACAAGAGGCGCCGAGAUCUUUUGCGGAAUUGAUGUCAGCCAUCUGAAGAAGAAAGACAAAGGCAAAGGGUACAUAGUAUUCUACGAGGUGUCCAAUGGAAGAGGAAAGAAGAUAGCGAAGUGGGUUAGUGCCGAGGCUAUCUUCCUAGGAGCCGGCUCGCUCGGAACAACAGAAAUACUGCUGCGAUCACAUCGCUAUGGCCUUCGUACGUCGCCUUUGUUGGGUCAAAGAUUCACAGGUAAUGGCGACAUGUUGGCUUUUGCAUACAACUGCAACCAAAACGUUGGAAGCGUUGGCCAUGAACACUUAGACAACGUGAGUUCCAGGUCGUGCGGUCCAACGAUUACCGCUUGCGUCGAUAUGAGAGGCCCCACACAUGCCAAAAGUCUACGGGACGGGUAUGUGAUCCAAGACGGCGCUAUUCCUGAAGCACUGGCGCCAGUCAUUCAAGGUUUGCUCGAGACCCAGACGACUGCCGUGCCGUCGCAAGUGCCUAACACCACACGCAAUUUGCUGGCCAGGUUGAAGGCCUGGAUUUUGGGACCGUAUGCUAAAGGCGGUAGCGUCAACCGAACGCUAGUCUUUCUCACCAUGUCGCAUGAUGAGAACGAAGGGAAGAUGCUACUUGAAGGCGAUGCAGUGAGUUUGCAGUGGUCGGGUAUAGGGAGCCAGAAACGAAGUGCAAACAUUGACAGCGUUCUCCUUGAGAUGACCGAAAACCUUGGGGGUAAACUUGUCAAGGCUCCAUGUAUUACCGUCCAUCCUCUUGGCGGCGCAGUAAUGAGCAAUGACGGAACUAGUCUUGGAGGCGUGGUCAAUCAUUGUGGACAGGUUUUUGAUAGGAGAGGAGAUGAAGUGUACGAGGGGAUCGUCUGUGUAGAUGGCUCAAGUAUUCCAACAUCACUCGGUGUGAAUCCAUGCGCUACUAUCACCGCACUAGCUGAGCGAAGCUGCGACCUGGUCAUGAAAGAGCGUGGUUGGACAGCCGACGACACUUCAAAUGACAAACUUGAUCCCUUGGACGAUACGACCCUUCCCAUACUACUAAAAACUGGAAAACGGCUCGCUCUUGAUAUGAGCAACGAUUCCAUAGAAGGCGUACAGUUUGAGGAAACCAUGCGGGGUCACGUUCACAUCGGCAACGACAUCUCGGACUUUGGUAUUGCAGAAAAGAUAGCGAGAGAGGCUUCUUGUUCAGCUCAACUUGUACUUACGGUUGACACGCGCCGUAUCAGUGAUGAUUCGUACCAGGGUGUGCCAUCUGGGACCUUUGCUUGCGGUGCGUUAUCCCAAGACCCACUCCUCGUCACUGGUGGCAUAGUCGAAUUCUUCACAACCGACGAGAACGUUGCGGAUGCAAUUAACCUCGUGUAUAAAUUAAAUUUUCUCGGCACAGACGGCGCGAAAUACGGCUUCCAUGGCUACAAAAGACUCGAUUCAGCCGCUACAUUCUCGUUCUCGGAGACUUGGGGCGGCACAACAACCUUAUACACAACAAUCACUGGGGACGAUGGCAUAAUAGUCGGCCAAGGUAUCUUACACCUAUCACUCCGCGACUUAUUCUUGGAACUUCGAUCCCUACGAUCUCGCUCAACUAUGGGUAUCGUGAGCGAUAUUCAAGCGCAAGCUCGUUUCCUCAAGUUCUUUGCAACCAACAUCACAUCGUACAUGUUCAGCCCAUUUCGUCGACUCCAGUAUCCAACGCCGCUUACUGACAAAUCGGACUACUAUGAGAAGGCAGUUCCAACUGUGACUAAGCUCACUGCCGAAGACAGAGUCGAGUUUCCGAUUAAGUUAUGGCAUCCUCCAUCCACCAUACACGAGAAACAAACGCCGAUUGUACUUAUCCCUGGUGCAUCUGUAGAUGAUCAAAUCUUCUCUUUGCCAACUAUAUCCACGAAUACUGUCGACUACUUCACCUCGCUCGGCUACCGGUGUUACGUCCCCAUUCUCCGAUUCGGAUUCGGAGAAGAAGCCAGAAAGGGCGACACUGUUUACGAUGCUCGAUUGGACGUUCGAGCCGCCAUGCAGUACGUUCGAGAGAAGGAACAAAAUAGAAGGAUUUACGUCAUUGCUCAUUGCUUAGGAAGCAUAGCAACCGGCAUUGCCCUGCUUACAGGAGAUGUAGAAGCUUCCUGGGUGAAGGGCAUGACAUGCAGUCAAGUAUUCAUUAACCUGAUCUUCAGCCCAGAUAACGAUCUCAAAGCGCGGCACCCAAUUCUCAUAAAGGCCUACGAAACAUUAGCAGGCCCCUGGUUCUCAUGCCACUCCUCUUCGUCCUCGCCAUGGGUGCAGUUCCUGCUGGAUCAGAUACUACGUUUCUAUCCCACGGGCACUAGAAGCGAGAUUUGCAACUCUGCAGUUUGCCACAGAUGCGACGUCCCAUUUGGACGCUGCUGGACGCACGCCAAUCUCAAUCACGCCACACACAAGCAUCUUGGUCACUGGUUUGACGGUACUCAUACCAACUUCGUCUCGCACUUAUCGAGCAUGGGUGCUAUUCCACCUCACCAUGUUCGCAGCAAUAAGUCCGGGGUUGGAGAUCUGGUUACGCCGACGAAUCUAGAGCGGUUAAAGGGAUUGAGUAUCUGCUGGCUGAGUGGAGCUGAGAACGCCGUUUGGAGCCAGCAAAGUACGAAGCAUAGUUUUGAUCUGCUGAGGGAAUGUUUCCCCGAUGGGAAGUAUGAAAGAUUUGUUGUGGAUGGCUAUGGACAUCUGGAUUGUUGGAUGGGUCAGCAUGCGCAUGUGGACGUUUUUCCGAGGGUUGGACGGCAUUUGGAAGUUUGUGAGAGAGCAGAGGAGACCUGUGAGAUGGCGGUAACCGAGAUGGGGUCUGAGGAGGAUGGGUACGUGAACGUAGCGGCGGAGGACUACAAUGGGUAG